AGAAACUUUGACACCGUGUCGCCCUUUCUCAAAUGGAGCAGCCCACGUGAGCGCUGUCUCUCUCUCUCUCUCUCUCUCUCUUGUUAGUAUCGAGAUUCGAGACUCCGCUCUCUCUUUCAGAGACCAGAAAAGUACAGUAGUUUCUCAGCCUUCUCUCCUUCCCCACCAAGGAAACAAGAGAAUGUCUCUGUCGUGUGGAGUCGAGUGUAUCGUCUACGCAGGCUUCGCUCGCUGGGCGUGGAAGCGCUGCACCUACGUCGGCUCCGACGACAGCUCCACUUGGCCCCCUGCCACCCUGGAUGAAUUCGAACCAGUCCCUCAUAUCUGCCGUUACAUCCUCUCCGUCUAUGAAGAAGACCUGCGCAACCCCAAAUUCCCCCCCAGCGGUGGGUACCGCAUGAACCCGGACUGGGUCGUGAAGCGCGUUACGUACGAGCAGACUGACGGCCACGCUCCACCUUACCUCAUCUACGUCGACCACAACAAUUGCGAGAUCGUUCUAGUUAUUAGAGGUCUCAAUCUCGGCAAGGGGAGCGACUACAAGGUGCUGCUAGACAAUAAGCUGGGAAUACAGAUGUUUGAUGGAGGGUAUGUUCAUCAUGGGUUGUUGAAGUCAGCAGUUUGGUUGUUGGAUCAGGAGUCCGAGACGCUGAGGAAGUUGUGGGUCGAUAAUGGCUCGUCGUAUAAGAUGGUCUUUGCCGGACAUUCGUUGGGUUCCGGCGUCGCCGCCUUAUUAACGGUGGUGGUGGUUAACAACCGGGACCGACUUGGUGCGAUUCCCAGAAGUAAUCUGCGGUGCUAUGCGGUUGCGCCGGCGAGGUGUAUGUCGCUUAAUUUGGCGGUCAAGUAUGCGGACGUGAUUUACUCUGUUGUAUUGCAGGAUGACUUCUUACCAAGAACGCCAACACCAUUGGAAGAUAUUUUUAAGUCAAUUUUCUGCUUGCCAUGUUUGUUAUUUUUUGUUUGCAUGAGAGAUACCUUUAUACCAGAAGAUAGGAAGCUGAGAGAUCCAAGAAGACUUUAUGCUCCUGGAAGGAUGUAUCACAUAGUAGAAAGAAAAUUUUGCAGAUGUGGAAGGUUUCCUCCAGAGGUGCGGACUGCCAUUCCAGUUGAAGGAAGAUUUGAACACAUUGUUCUAUCAGCCAAUGCCACAUCAGAUCAUGCAAUUAUAUGGAUUGAAAGAGAAGCAGAAAAAGUUUUACAGAGAAUGAGGGAAAGUAGUGCUUUAACUGUGACAGUUCCUCCUCAAACCCAAAAGAUCCAGAGGUUACAGACCCUUGAAAAAGAACACAAGGAUGCAUUAGAAAGAGCUGUCAGUUUGAAUGUACCUCAUGCCGUGAAACCAGAAGAACCCUCUGCCUCUGGGGAACCAGAUGGGCUGGCUUCCCAUAAUCAAGCUGAAGAGGUCUCAAAUGCAACAUCAAAGUCCAGUCAAGGAAGAACCAACUGGAAUGAAGUGGUUGAGAAGCUUUUCAACAGGACGGAAUCAGGAGAGCUUCAUCUGAAGAAAGAUGUUGGUGUUCCCUAAUGACAACCAUUUCUUUCAUCAACAGUUGUAUGUACCCUAAGGUUACUUCUUGAAUUUGCUUUGUUCAUCCUCCACCCUUGUUCAUACAUUUUUGUAUACUCAAAUUUGUUGACUACCUUUUUUCAUAAAGAAAGUCAUGAAGCUUGUAUACUUUCA
This is a messenger RNA of Nelumbo nucifera (sacred lotus), 1684 nucleotides long. RefSeq lists its product as uncharacterized. Lineage: Eukaryota; Viridiplantae; Streptophyta; Magnoliopsida; Proteales; Nelumbonaceae. Gene Ontology annotation, biological process: lipid catabolic process. The record is from RefSeq and is a predicted model, not a curated record.